Messenger RNA from Peromyscus maniculatus bairdii (prairie deer mouse), 1065 nucleotides. It is a transcript of the gene Ovca2, whose product is annotated as OVCA2 serine hydrolase domain containing. The record is from RefSeq and is a predicted model, not a curated record. NCBI's taxonomy places the organism in Eukaryota, Metazoa, Chordata, Mammalia, Rodentia, Cricetidae. Gene Ontology annotation, biological process: response to retinoic acid. Gene Ontology annotation, cellular component: cytoplasm; nucleus. Gene Ontology annotation, molecular function: hydrolase activity.
CGCCCGGGCCCCGCCCCUCCCAGGUUCCACUUCCGCCCAGGGAAGGCCCGCUUCCGGUGGCUCUGCGGCAUGGCUGCGCGGCGGCCCCUGCGAGUGCUGUGCCUGGCGGGCUUCCGGCAGAGCGAGCGGGGCUUCCGCGAGAAGACCGGAGCGCUGAGAAAGGCGCUGCGGGGCCGCGCAGAGCUCGUGUGCCUCAGCGGGCCGCACCCGGUCCCCGAGGCAGCAGCUCCCGAGGGCGCCGGGCCAGACUCCGGGCCCUGUGCUCCGGAGGAUCAGCCUCGAGGCUGGUGGUUUUCUGAACAGGAAGCAGAUGUUUUCUCCGCGCUGGAAGAGCCUACAGCAUGCAGGGGUUUGGAGGCGGCCCUGGAUACGGUGGCACAGGCCCUGAACACGCUGGGACCUUUUGACGGACUUCUUGGCUUCAGCCAGGGGGCUGCACUAGCAGCUUUUGUGUGUGCCCUGAGUCAGGCAGGCGAUCCCCGCUUCCCCUUGCCGCGAUUUACCAUACUUGUGUCGGGGUUCUGUCCCCGAGGCCGUGGCUUUAAGGAAUCCACCCCGCAGAGCCCCUUGUCACUGCCUUCGCUUCAUGUUUUUGGGGACACUGAUCGAGUGAUCCCUUCUCAGGAGAGUGUGCAGUUGGCUAGCCAUUUCCUUGACGCCGUCACCCUCACCCACUCUGGCGGUCACUUCAUUCCAGCAGCUGCAGCCCAGCGUCAGGCAUACCUCAAGUUCUUGGACCAGUUUUCAGAGUGAAGGAUCAACAAAUGUCUCUGCACUGCGCCCACUUGCUCUUGCAGCCAGUUGUCUAAUGCCUUCCGGUUGUUAAGCUAGUGGACUCUCCACUGUGGCACUCUUACCGUGGCUAGUUGAAAGACAACUAUCAGUUCUCAGGACUCACAUAAACCCUGUCCUUUACUGGAGCAAAGAGGAACAGGCAGCCUUAAUAGACGUCAUUUAUGAUAAACAUGAGAAAGAAGGCCGGAAAGCCCAUGAGAGGAAAGUGAUGUGCAAGCAGGGGCCGGCACCCUUGCGAUUGGCCCACAAUAAAGUGGUUUAAGAUUCUGA